Molecule: messenger RNA, 4497 nt
Organism: Schistosoma rodhaini
Lineage: Eukaryota; Metazoa; Platyhelminthes; Trematoda; Strigeidida; Schistosomatidae
Source: the annotation of a GenBank genome assembly
AAUUCUAUGGUGACCUGUGUUGACGCGCUGAACAAAAGUGAUGCUUGACAGUCAACCAAAUAUAAUCGACCUAGUGAAAGAGUUUUUGGAGUACUACCAACUUCACCAGAGUUGCCGUGCAUUUACAGAAGAAUCUCGCAUAUUUCAUGGUGUGAACCUAGAGCAAUGGAGGCCUGCAUCAGAUUUUAAAAAGAAGCAAGAAGUAGUUAAUCUUCUUAGAACUAAUAAGAAGGAAGAAUUUUAUAAAGCCUUGUUCAAUUUGGUGCCUGAAACUGAGCGACAGAAGCAGGAAUUUUUGCAGUUAGAAUUUGAUAUCAACCUGUUUUUCCUUACUGCAUUUUGGCAGGAGUAUAACAACGACGAAAGACAUGCGUCAAUGCAAGAAUUUAAGCUGUAUUUGGAAACUAGAGGCUCAGUUCACUGUCAGAAUACGGAGUUUCUAGCUUAUUAUGCAUUGCCUUAUGUGACUAAACCUAAUGAACACCCAAUAUAUCGUCAACUUUUUGAGGAAACGUGGCGAGACUCUGUUGUCUUACGUUUGUCAAAGUACAUUGAUUCAGUCAUUCAACCAAAUAGUGGUAAAAUUCCCUGUUUGCUUAAUUUGGUCACCAAACCUAAUGUUAAGCAAGAUCGUCUGAUGCGGCAGCUUACAAAUGAGUUGUCAGACGCUGAAAAGCGAGCAACACAGUCUCAGAAACGAUUAACCAGGCUGCAGAUGGAUUACCAAACACUUAUAUCAGUAACUGCAGAUAUUUUAGAUGCCUUAGAAAAUACUCUGAAAGGAAAAUCUCUAGAUAGCUCAGUAAUGCAAAAAAUAUACUCUCGUCUGGUACACAGUCAAAAUAAUGCGAGUUUAAAAGUAAAUCACCAAAAUAGUCAGUUCAAUAAGACAUCAAAUAACACCUUUGGAUGUGAAACCAAAGAAAUGAUGGUUGGGGAGGAUAAACCUGAAACUCCUGGUCACAAACCGAACUUGCCAGUUGGCUUUUCUUGGAAUGAAAAUCCUUCAUCUCGAUUGGUUGAAUUGAAUUAUGAAAAAAUUAAAGAAGAUAUUAAAAUAAUGAGUGAUCGUAAAAAGUGUUAUUUACUUCAAGCAUUACGUUGGAGAUUAACAAAAUCUAAAAUAUCACAACGUGAACAUUGUUUAACAUCAUUUGUUCGUAAUGAUAUACUUGAUUUAACAACAAUUGGAUCCAUUAAAGAUAUUGAUAUAAAACAUGCACCAUUACUUUAUUGUUUAAAAUCAAAACAUCAUCGUGUACGUGAAUAUAUGGCACGUUUUAUUAAUGCACUUGCUUCUUUAUGCCGAGGACGUGCAUAUCUGUCGCAGAAUAGUUUAGUUAUUGAAAUUCUAAUUGAUGAAGUACGUAAAGAACAAGAUGAAUGUAUCACAAGAGAAAAUUUUGUUGGUGCCCUACAGAAAAUGAGUUUGAGACGACCAAUGCAAACUGUAAUGAUUAAACAAGGAGUUAUUUUAUGGGUAAUAAAUUUAUUAGAAAAUAUGCAUAAUCUAUCUGAUUACACAUUGGAAUAUGCAGUUGCACUUUGUAUGAAUUUAUGUUUAAGAAGUUCUGGUAAACGAUGUUGUAUACCAAUCACAGGACGUUUACUUAAUGUUCUAAUGGAUCUCUUAAGUAUUGACAAUAUUGAUAUUAUACCAUAUAUCAAUGGUGCAUUAUAUUCUAUAUUAGCAUUAUCAGAGAUAAGAAAAACAGCUGAGAAAAUGAAUCUUGGUCAUAUGUUAAAAAAAUUUAUUAAACCAAAUCAACCAGAAAUGAAUCGUCAAUUUGAAUUUAUUUUACAAAGAUUAAAUUCAUCCGAACAACCACCUUUAGUAGACUCAGAUGAUGAUAUUGAUGAUGACGAUGACGAGGAGGAUGCAUCAAUACUAGAAGGUGAUCUCGAUCGACAAGACUUACCUCCUCCAGAUCAAAAUGAUUUAUUGUUAUUAACUGGUUCACAGAAUAUUCAACAUGAUCCAAAUAUAUGGGUUGGUGAAGGUUUAUUAAAGCAUGAUUAUGCCAUGGAAACAGUAAUGAAAAACGAUACUAACAAUUGUAUUGAUUGGUGUAAACCAUCAUGGAAUAGAGAUAAUGAAAUAAGAUUGUCCAAUAAUAGUUUUCGAAAUGAUUUACCUCUUCAACGGCCUACAACACCUAGUCAACGUUCUGCUCGUAAUUCCAUAUCGGAAAAUCAUCCAUCAACAGGCAGUAGAAAUCAAUUAUACGAUUCUACUUUAAUAAAUCAUGAAUACGAAGAAAAUUGUAAUCAACUUAAUCUACGUGACAGUCUAGCAACAAUUACACAAAGUUUUGCUGAUGAAACAACACCAAGAUGUACAACCCCUAAUGAAAAAUUAUCAUUAUCUAAUAAUAAUAAUAAUCAUUAUACAAUAAAAGAAUAUUCAACCACAAAAUUAGAUGGAACAAAAAUGAAAAAAAUUCUUAUUAAUCGACAAGAAGGUCAAGGUAUAUUUCAAAGUCGACCAAAACUUUUACGUACACCAGAUUCUUCACCACCAGGGAAUAAAAAGUUCCCCCAAAAUAAUAAUACUCAAUCUAUGAAUGAUGUUGAUCAUGAAGAUGAUGAUUCAAGUAAUCGAACAAAUGCAAGACAUUCACCAGAUUCAACUGUAUCAAGUAGUACACAUUAUAAAUAUGAUAAUUCAAUAGGUGAUAAUAAUCUACUAUUACAAUAUUCUGAUAAUAAAAAUAAACAAAGAUGUAAGUUUUUCAUCAUUUCAUAAUUAUCAUGGUUUCUUAGGGAGAUUUUAGUAGAUUUAUAUAGUUGAAAUCAUGAGUCAAUUGAAGUUAAACCACCAUGGAAAACAAGGAAGUACUGGACGUCCGUUUCACCUUAUUGUGGAACUCCUCAGCAGUGCGCAUCCACGAUCCUGUCUCGCGAGGUUUGAAUUCAGGACCUAUCUGCUGAGGAGUCUCACAGUGAGAUAAAAUGGCCGUCCAGUGCUUUCAUGUCUUUCAUAGUGGUCUAUGUUAUAUCUAGAGAUUUGAUUCUUACUAUGCCACGUACUACUAAACUACUUGAACGAUUGAACCCGCAACGUCGCAAGAGAGAAGACAGAAAACUAGUAGGUAGGAAUUUUAUUCCCCAAAACAGUGUCAAAAUAUAGUACAGAAAUCUCAUGUAUUUAUAGCUAUUGGCUGAAUGUAAAUCAUCAUUUCGGACAACCAAUAGGCACAUAGGGGGUCAUUCUUAUCCACCCAAUAGGGGAGCUACACAUUGACAUUCUAGAAUAUUCUCAUAGCAGUGAUUGGAUGGAAUGUCUUUUGCUCUUUCUGGGCUUCUUGAGGCUUUCUAGAGUUUAUCAACAAGCCAUCCUUACAGUUUAGCUUCGAUUAACUCAUGAUUUCAACCCCAUAAUGAGUCAAGAUAAUUUAUUUAACGAAGUAGAAGAAUAUGUCUAUUUUUUUCAUAUUGUUCCUAUAUCAUUAACUAUAUUGAGUUGAUCUUUCAGUGUGUACAUGAAGUUAUUAUCAAAAUUAGUCUUUUAGUGAUGAUCGAAUUUUGUCUGUCAAGCUGAAGUAUAGUCGUUAACCUAAGUGAUUUGACAUUGGCAUUUACUAUGUUCAUAUAUCAGGAUCCUCCUUUGAAUAUCUUCAACCAUCUAAUAGUUAUGUAUAUUUAUUAACGGUCAAGUAACCAUAUAGUUACAGUGACAAUAAUAGUGUUCACAAAGAUAUUUAAAAAUGGAUUAAAUUGUUACUGUUCGAAUAAGUCGAAACUGAUUGUAGGAGAGUUGCUAAACGGUAAUGAAAUUAGCUGUUUGUUGAUUAGUUAUUUUAGUAAACUAGAACUUGAUGCAAAUGAGUAUCAAUCCCAGUUUUCACAUAUUAUAUUAGCACAACAAGUAAAAGAUUAAUACAAAACUAAUAGAAUAUGAGAAAUAUUUCGGGUAAAUUAUGUCAAGAAGGAUCGGUGAACUAAACAGCAAACCUCGUGAUGCAAAAAAAGGAAAGUUCCGAAUGACAAUUACCUUCAGUGUUACAGACAGUUAUGAAAUGAAUUCAACUACAGCAUUGUGACUGGUAUUAAACCAUAUUAUAAUCGGUAAUCAGAAAAUUGCUACAGAUUACGACUAUAUCGUGGGAACUAGUCGAUUCGUAUGCCAUCCAACACUGAACAUUUGGAUAGAUGUUAGUAACUAAGACUAAUUCAACAUUCAAUGGAAACUGAUCUCUACAAGUUGUUGAGUAAACAAUGAACGAAAAAGAACCCCAACGUUUGCAUUUCCAUUCAAUAUUGAUUGAACGAUCGCUUUUGUUUAUAUGUACUAGAAAGAAUAACAUCAUAAGUAGUUUUGUUUAAACCUAAUUGAAUAGUUUUGAAUAAUCAUUCAUCAUUGAAAUAAUGAAUAGAAAAAUUGAAUAGUUUUUUUGUGAAAAAAAUGAUGGUUAUUUUUUAAUUUGAAUUAAAGCAUUUAAUGUAAAUAUCAGUUAGGUUUUCUCUAUUUGAAUAUACUUAUUUUUUUCUUCUGUU